AUGGUGCUGAGACCAGCUCAACAAGGUAAUUCAAAAAGGACUCUAUCAGACCAAGCACGUCCAACACAGGAUCGGAAAUGGACAUGGAUAAUGUUGGUGAUUCUCAGGCAAUCAUCAUUUCACAAGAAAGUGCACACCAAACUACUACUGGUCUCACCCCCUCAUCGUAGUCGACUUCAUUGGACAACCUUGGAGGCUUUGAUGUGUGCUAGAAGUUGGCUAUGGAGCAAGGAGAACAAUGGUGAUGUGAAUUCUCAAUUAUGUAAUGAGUUUGCAACUUUACCCAAUGAAAUAGAACCUGAUGAUGAAUGUGAAAUAUUGGCCAGUGGUGUUACUUCCCAUUUUGAAGAGUGAAGCUGAAGAUGUAGGUAGCAUAUAGAAAAAGACUGCAGACAACUUUUAUGUGGCUAUUUAUUUUAGCAAUUUUAAAUUUUUGAUGAACA
Molecule: messenger RNA, 443 nt
Organism: Medicago truncatula (barrel medic)
Lineage: Eukaryota; Viridiplantae; Streptophyta; Magnoliopsida; Fabales; Fabaceae
Exons: 6
Coding region: 1-354 (117 amino acids)
Source: RefSeq, a predicted model, not a curated record